AUGCCUUCAGCACCUUAUAUAGAGUCCAUUUUUCGUGAAGAAUUCCAGUUUGAAAUUCCACGCACGUUCAGACAUCUGUGUGUAUACGUCUUCGAUAGAGAUCGUCAUCUGAGGCAGGACAGACCAGUUGGAAAAGUUGCCAUACGUCGUGAAGAACUACAAUCUUAUGACCGUCGGGAUCAUUGGUUCGCACUCCGACCCGUGGACGCUGAUAGUGAAGUACAAGGCGCUGCCAGGGUUCUCCUGGAUAUGGCACCACCUGUACCUGGAGCACCCACACGUGUUACUGUACGAGUAGCUGAAUGUGCGGAAUUGGCCCUAAAGAACGGUGCUUGCGAUCCUUAUGCAAUUGUUACUGCCAGGUACACGAACGGGAGAAAAAUCGUCAGAAAAACCAAAGUUAGAAGGAAAACGGAAAGUCCCACAUUUGAUGAAACGUUUACUUUUGAUUUGAGAAUAGAGACUGGCGAAAGGGACCGAGAGGGCAAUCACGUGUGUCCUGCUGGUGAAGCUGAUCUUCUUGAAUUAUCAGUUGGUUUAUGGCAUGAUUCACCAGGCAUGGUUAGUGGCAGUGGUUCAUUUUUGGGUGAAAUUAGGAUACCUUUAAAAGGACACCAACAACGCGAAGCAACAGCCCGUGAUGCUUGGUACCGGUUGCAACCUAGAAGGACAAGUACAAACCAACAAUCAGGAUUUACGGAUUCAAGGCGCACACCGCCAGGAACAAGACUUAGCUCUAGUGAAGGCAGUUCUGGUCUGGGAUCUCUUAGACUUAGGCUAGAUUAUACAGAAGAUAGAGUUUUCCCAGAACAGACAUAUAAUGCUUGGAGGGAUUUGCUUUUAGAAAGCACUCAAAUUCAGCCUGUUACAUCAAGUGCCGUUUAUUUAUUAGGAGAGAUAAUUAAAGACAAAGAACAUGCAGCUAAACCUCUUGUAAGACUUUUUACUCAUCAUCACAAAAUCGUAGAUAUUAUUAAAGUGCUUGCAGAUUAUGAAAUCUUAAAGCUUACAGACGCGACGACAAUAUUUCGUGGUAAUACCUUGGUUAGUAAAAUGAUGGAUGAAGCUAUGCGUUUAUGGGGCCUACCUUAUUUACAUCGAACCCUUAAAACUAUUGUGGAAACUAUUUUUGCGGAGCGCAAACCUUGUGAAAUUGACCCUAUGCGUGUUAAAGAUGUUUCUGCUAUUCAGGGUAAUCUUGACAAUCUCAAAGAAUAUGUUGAAAAGGUAUUUUCAGCCAUAUCAGACUCAGCAGUACAUUGCCCUGGCGCUUUAUGUGAAAUAUUUAGUCAUUUGCGAGAAAGCGCCGCGCGUAGAUUUCCUCAGGAUAAGCAAGUGCGAUAUUCAGUGGUGUCAGGAUUUAUUUUCCUAAGAUUUUUUGCUCCUGCUAUUCUUGGCCCACGAUUGUUUGACUUAACUACUGAACAAAUGGAUGACCAAACAAAUCGGACGUUGACUUUGAUUUCAAAAACCAUUCAAAGUCUAGGAAAUUUAGUGUCUUCACGAUCUGCCCAACAACCUGCUAAAGAACAAUAUAUGUGCUCUUUAUAUAAAGCAAUGUGCACUGAGCGUCAUGUAGAAUCUGUGAAAAGGUUUCUUGAGCUAGUAUCAGCCUCAAGUUCUUCACAUGAAGAAGAAUCCGAUGCAAAAACUACAUCAGACCAGCAAAACAUAGCUGAUAAUGUUCGUAUUAUUGAUAAGUCAGCCACACCUUACGGACCAAGAGACACUAGUUUUAAUGAUGAAGUUAUUUUGCUCAAAGAAGGUAUGAUGACGAAACGAGCUCAAGGCAGACGUCGGUUUGGUUGGCGCAAUUUCCGGGAGCGAUACUUUCGACUGACCACACAAAGUUUAUCAUAUGCUAAGGCUAAAGGCAAAACUGCUUUAUGUACCAUACCAUUGGCUAAUAUUUUGGCCGUAGAAGAACUUGCAGAACGAUCUUUCAAAAUGAAGAACAUGUUUCAAAUUGUACAAGCAGAAAGAGUGCUAUAUGUUCAGACAGCAAAUUGUGUUGAACUGAAAGAAUGGGUUGAUAUUUUACAUAAAGUAUGCAAUACAAAUAGAAAUAGACUUAAUGUUUAUCAUCCAUGUGCAUUCCUGAAUGGUCAAUGGCAAUGUUGCCAAAGUACUGUUUCUAACGCACCAGGUUGCACAGCAGUCUCUGUGUCAAGUGGAACAUCAGAAUUACAUAUGACUCUUGACCCAGCGUGGGACCUUCAACGACUGCAUUCGCUAUUUGUUAAAAAUCUUACUGCUUGGGAGAUGUUAGUGCGAGCCUGUGAAUGCCAAACAGUUGCCGGUAAUGAUUGUAGCUUGGUUUCUCCAGUAACUGAAGACCCACAAAGUUGUUUAUUUACUUUAAUGAAGUUACGAGAUAUUGCCAAAAACUUAGAUUUAAAUCAUACUAAACUGCUAGGUUUUGAAGCAAGCCAGAUGAAAUAUGGAAGCAGGCAAGCACCCAUAGGAGAUGAUAAUUACUUUCACCUCGCAGCUCGUAGUAAAAAGGAUAUAUCUGGCUUUUUUGCAUCACAUCAUGAAUUGUUAAAUACAAGCAACCUCGAAAAUAUUUUGCCUACAGAUAAUAAUGCUGGAAGACAUAAUAGCUUUGCUAUGAAAAGCUCAAGACAGGAAAUGUUCAAAACGAUAGCAGUAUCACUGCAACAAAGUGUAGUUGAUGAGAGUAAUGGAUUACAUGAUGAAAAGCUGUUAAUAAAUAAGAAAACCAGUGAUAAUGAGUCACACCUCAAAAAAAUUCCAACACGUGACUCAAAUCAAGUGAAUGAUCUCAUUUGUGAAUCUGAUGUACGUUAAUAAUAUUAGUUGUUAUUUUUUAUUGUAGUUUAAGCAAUAAGAAUAUUUAUUUAAAUAAGAGAGUUAAUUAAAUAUCCUGUAUACAAGUGUAUGUUAUAUACAUAUGCAGGUAUGUUUGCAAAUGCAUAUGAUUAUAAAUGUAUGUAUGUAUG
Ctenocephalides felis (cat flea) is the source of this 2963-nucleotide messenger RNA. RefSeq names its product GTPase-activating protein-like. NCBI's taxonomy places the organism in Eukaryota, Metazoa, Arthropoda, Insecta, Siphonaptera, Pulicidae. Gene Ontology annotation, biological process: regulation of GTPase activity; intracellular signal transduction. The record is from RefSeq and is a predicted model, not a curated record.